GUUCUCGUCCCCCGAACUAGAAGUGCUUCACUCUAAUAUUACACGAAUUAUUAUUCCGUUGAUAGCGUUGUUUUCUUACCGAUUUCCCCGUACACGCAACGACUACGACAAACUACAAUAGCACCGCCAACAGGAUCGUCGUCGUUCGAUUGACGGCGAAUAAGAAAUCAUCGGACGACAUGUAACGCGGUCACGACCGUUUUUCGUUUCGACCAAAACAUCGUACGCGACCACCGAUCGCGGACGCCCCGGGGCCGUACAACGCCGUCCCGUCUGGCCGACGGUUCCAAACGUCUCAGGAAAAAGAUCUGAUGUCUGAAUUAUUGCUUCUGUUCAACUCUGUCGCUAAAUAAUGAAAAUGAGCGACGAAACGCCAGUCAGUUCUCUGGUUCUACCAGUAUUGAUCAGGCCGAUUUUGUCUCAGUUAGAGAAACGCAAUGUUUCUGCAUCUCAAACUUUACGGUCAGCACUGUUUAAAACUGAAAAUACUCAUCCAGGGUUUGCGUAUAAUUUGGUUGCCGGAAUAAUGAAACAAGGUGAUAUUAGUAUUAAUAUGAAUGAGAGUGUAUUGAGACUUCAAGGCACAGUUUCUGACCUAGAAGGUGGUGAAUAUAGAUUAAAUAGAUCUGAAGAUGCAUUUCAAGAAUUAAAUAAAAAGUCUGUGGCCUUAAAACGAAUAUUAAGUCGCAUACCUGAUGAAAUCAAUGAUCGUAAAACCUUUUUGGAAACAAUUAAAGAGAUAGCAAGUGCUAUAAAAAAAUUACUUGAUGCAGUAAACGAAGUAUCUGCAUAUAUUCCAGGGCCUAGCAAUAAACAAGCAUUAGAACAGAGAAAACGUGAGUUUGUUAAGUAUUCCAAACGGUUCAGUAAUACAUUAAAAGAUUACUUCAAGGAAGGACAUGCCAAUGCAGUAUUUAUCAGUGCCUUAUAUUUAAUUCACCAAACAAACCAAAUUAUGAUAACUGUAAAAAGUAAAUGUGAAUAAAAUUUUUCUUUUAUUUCAAUUAAUAAGUAAGCAAUGUAAUACAUUCCACUACCAAUUAUUUAUUACAAUUAAUGUUCUCAUAGGAAAAAAAGAAACAAUGUUAUAUAGUUUUAAAAUAAUGUCGAA
Molecule: messenger RNA, 1111 nt
Organism: Myzus persicae (green peach aphid)
Lineage: Eukaryota; Metazoa; Arthropoda; Insecta; Hemiptera; Aphididae
Gene: Ccm3
Product: programmed cell death protein 10
Exons: 5
Coding region: 353-985 (210 amino acids)
Biological process (GO): positive regulation of MAP kinase activity; regulation of Golgi organization
Cellular component (GO): FAR/SIP/STRIPAK complex; Golgi apparatus
Molecular function (GO): protein kinase binding
Source: RefSeq, a predicted model, not a curated record